Cyprinodon tularosa is the source of this 3099-nucleotide messenger RNA. RefSeq names its product dermatan sulfate epimerase (gene dse). Gene Ontology annotation, molecular function: chondroitin-glucuronate 5-epimerase activity. Lineage: Eukaryota; Metazoa; Chordata; Actinopteri; Cyprinodontiformes; Cyprinodontidae. The record is from RefSeq and is a predicted model, not a curated record.
AGAGGAACCAUCCACUGGCUGAGCUCCUUCGGCAAUGCAACAGUCCCUUUUCUGAUGAGACGAUGAGAAUGCACACCCGUGGGGCCCCCACAGUCUUCUUCAUAAGUCUGCUGUGGCCCCUACUUGCCCCGGUGCCGGCUGCCGAAGUGGACCCCACCGGGGGAAUCCCCUUCAUGGGAGGCAACUAUGACGGUCAUCCCAUGCUGUACUUUGGCCGCGGGGACGUGGAGGAGCUACAGUACGCGGCGGCCGGGACUCAUCGAGAGAUGGCCAGGAGGAUCCGGGAGGCCGGGGAGACGAUGUUGGAGCACCCUGAGGAGUACCUGCCCCCCUGGAGCCCCGCUGAGUUCAGCGCCCGCUGGAACGAGAUCUACGGAAACAAUCUGGGGGUGCUGUCCAUGUUCUGCCUGCUGUAUCCGCACAGGGCCGGUGCCCUGGACCUGGCCAAGGACUACAUGGAGAGGAUGGCAGCUCAGCCUAGUUGGUUGGUCAAAGACGCCCCCUGGGAUGAAGUUCCUUUGGCACACUCUUUGGUCGGAUUUGCCACCGCCUACGACUUCCUGUACGAGUACUUGAAUAAAGGCCAGCAGGAGCGUUUCCUGCAAGUGAUAGGCAACGCAACGCGCUUCAUGUAUGAGAAGUCGUAUGUGCGAGGCUGGGGGUUCCAGUACCUGCACAACCAUCAGCCAACCAACUGUGUGGCUCUACUUACAGGAAGUCUGGUCUACAUGACCCAAGGUUACCUCCAGGAGGCCUACCUUUGGACCAAGCAGGUUCUGUCCAUCAUGGAAAAGUCCAUGAUCCUCCUGCAGGAUGUGACGGACGGCUCGCUGUAUGAGGGGGUGGCGUACGGGACCUACACCACCCGUUCUCUGUUCCAGUACAUGUUCUUGGUGCAGCGUCAUUUUGCCAUCGGACACUUCAGCCACCCCUGGCUGCUGAAGCACUUCGCCUUCCUCUAUAGGACCAUCCUUCCAGGGUUUCAGCGAACCGUAGCCAUUGCAGAUUCCAACUACAACUGGUUCUAUGGGCCAGAGAGCCAGCUGGUGUUCUUGGAUCGCUAUGUGUUGCGUAACGGCAGUGGGAACUGGUUGGCAGAGCUGAUUCAUCAAAACAGGAUUACAGAAGGACCAGGUCAGGCUGGAAAGGGCCAGCGAUGGUGCACGCUGCACACAGAGUUCAUCUGGUAUGACCCUGGCCUGAUUCCAAAACCGCCAGCAGAUUUCGGAACGUCUCAGCUCCACUAUUUCGAGGAUUGGGGGGUGGUGACGUACGGCAGCACUUUGCCUUCUGGGACCAACAACUCCUUUCUCUCCUUCAAGUCCGGGAAACUGGGGGGACGUGCCAUCUUUGACAUUGUUCACAACAACAAGUACAAAGAGUGGAUCAAAGGCUGGAGGAACUUUAACGCCGGUCACGAGCACCCUGAUCAGAACUCUUUCACCUUCGCACCCAACGGUGUCCCAUUUAUCACAGAGGCACUGUAUGGACCCAAGUACACUUUGUUGAACAAUGUGUUGUUGUUUGGCUCAACCCUCUCAGGGAGCUGCUUUAAACCGUGGGCUGGACAAGUAACCGAAGCCUGUGACUCUAAGUGGCUGAAGUUCAAGGUGGGGCUCGCAGCUGAUGCCCAGGGCAGAGUAGAAGCUGCUAUUCUGAAAGAGGGGAUGGUCUUUAUCCGAGGUGAGGGACAUUCUGUUUAUAACCCAGAACUAAAGAUCAGGAACUUCCAGAGGAACCUGCUCCUUCUUCACCCGCAGCUCCUGCUCAUGGUUGAUCAUAUCCACCUAGAUUCAGAGAGCCCUGCCAGGGCCAUGAGCGCCUUCUUUCACAAUACAGAGCUACCAUUUCAGAGUUUGAAAGUUGACGAUGUUCAUGGAGCAUUUGUAACACAUGGGAAGGAUAAAUAUAAGAUGUUCUGGAUGGACGACACAAACUCUAGUAACAAAGGGAUGGUGGGUUACUGGAGUUACCCUAGGGGGUACCCCUACAAUGGCUCCAACUAUGUCAAUGUUACAAUGCCACUGAGGUACCCAUACACAAGGGUGGCCUAUAUUUUCUUUGGACCAGGCCUGGAUGUACAGAGCUUCAGCCUACGUGGAGAUGAUCAGCGUGUGGAUAUUUACCUCUCUACCAAAGACCACACAUACACCAUUUACCUUCUGACAGGGGAGGUGCCCAGCAAGCCUCUUUUUGCCAUGGUGCUGCUGGACCGCAAAAAGAUUGUGUUUGAGAGAGCAGCAGCCAUGGAGAACAAGUCUCCCCCAGAAGUUGAAGAAUAUGUCAAUGUGAUGGAGGACAACCUCCAGCACGUCAAACCUGUCUUCCAGCAGAUGGAGAGACACAUCCUGGGGCGGGUCCUCAACACUGCCAGCUUCCGUAAGACUGCUGAGCGCCUCCUCCAGUUCUCCGACAAGAAGAAGACGGAGGAGGUUAUCAAAAAGAUGUUUGCCAUGUCCAAGAAACAACGCAAAGGCAAAGGGGGUAAGAGAAACCUUGGAGAGAAGCUCUCUGAGAAUUUGCCUGACAUUUUUGCUCAGAUUGAAGUCAAUGAGAAGAAUGAGAGACAGAGGACACCAAAGCGUAUGUAUGAGGAGAGCCCAGAGGAAGGGGACGCAGAUACUAGGGCCUUCAUGGACUAUCCAGAAGGCCAGAGAAACAGAAGGGGGGGGUUUGUUAAGGGUCGUCGAUUCAAGCAGGUUCACAUGGUGGCCACAGCAAGGAGUGAGGGAGACUCUGGUGCCGCCUCCUACAUUAGACUGUUUCUGCUCCUUAACACCUCCACCUUCUUCCUAUUGCUGGCUGUUCUGCUAACUCGCUUUCAGAGGGGGCGGAGCCUGCAGACGCAGAAGUGCUUCUAUACCAUCGUCUUGAUUGACUGCUUCAUCCUGCUGUACCUCUACUUGUCAUGCUCCCACAGCCAGUGCUGACACCUCUGAAGUGAACAAAACAUCACACCCCACUCCAAGCCUGGUCUGAUGGCACAAUAUUAAGACGACUGUUUAAAGAAAAAACUUAUUGUAAUUUUAUAUUUGUCGCUUUUGAAUGUCAAGUUUUAAUAAAAAGAGAAAAUACUAACUGUGAUGUAUGUGGACAAUU